Spirometra erinaceieuropaei is the source of this 788-nucleotide messenger RNA. The record is from the annotation of a GenBank genome assembly. NCBI's taxonomy places the organism in Eukaryota, Metazoa, Platyhelminthes, Cestoda, Diphyllobothriidea, Diphyllobothriidae.
AUGUUCCUCCAACAAGGCCCUCCCGAAUCACCACCUGUUUGUAAUCUGCCCGAACCACAAGGCGCCAACCCAUUCGCCGAUCAGGCACGGUGCAAACCUGGAGACGAAAUAGCCCAGGAUGUGAAUUCGUCAGAACGCGGCCCUGGUAGGCAAUUGCAAAUACGGGUGGACACAGUGGAGACGGUUGCCCGCCUGCCAUCAUUCAAUCGAUGCGGCUAAACAGAAGCAGCAGCAGCAGCAGCAGCAGCAGCAGCAGCAGCAGCAGCAGCAGCAGCAGCAGCAGCAGCAGCAGCAGCAGCAGCAGCAGCAGCAGCAGCAGCAGCAGCAGCAGCAGCAGCAGCAGCAGCAGCAGCAGCAGCAGCAGCAGCAGCAGCAGCAGCAGCACGGAGCUGGCUGCAUGACGAAUGUCCGCACAACGUCAGAACGUGACCCUGGUGGGUGGACACAGUGGAGACAUUUGGCUGCGCGGUUGAGGUGAUAACUAGCUCGGUUUUGUCCCUGCAGUCGACUGACUGCAUCUGAAAGGCCAUCAUCCAGUCGAUGCAGCUACACAGCAGCAGCAGCAGCAGCAGCAGCAGCAGCGGCAGCAGCAGCAGCAGCAGCAGCAUCAGCAGCAGCAGCAGCAGCAGCAGCAGCAGCAGCAGCAGCAGCAGCAGCAGCAGCAGCAGCAGCAGCAGCAGCAGCAGCAGCAGCAGCACGGAGCCGGGUGCAUGACAAAUGUCCGCACAAGUACAUGCAGAUUCAGGCGUCUGCGCCUGACAGAGUCUCUAAAUCAUGAACAGCAGUAA